Microsporum canis CBS 113480 is the source of this 1209-nucleotide messenger RNA. RefSeq names its product aureobasidin resistance protein Aur1. The transcript has 3 exons. Lineage: Eukaryota; Fungi; Ascomycota; Eurotiomycetes; Onygenales; Arthrodermataceae. Gene Ontology annotation, biological process: inositol phosphoceramide metabolic process; sphingolipid biosynthetic process. The record is from RefSeq and is a predicted model, not a curated record. Gene Ontology annotation, molecular function: inositol phosphoceramide synthase activity. The coding region runs from base 1 to 1209 and encodes 402 amino acids. Gene Ontology annotation, cellular component: inositol phosphoceramide synthase complex.
AUGGCCUCCUGGAAGGACCAUCCGCUCGCGAAACCGCCUCUCCUUAUACCAUGGCGAUCUCUUCAGCUGUUGCUGCCGCUCCCUUCACGACUUCGCCGCCGCAUCCGGUCCAAGUUGCGCUCACGAACGUCUCCUUCUUCCUCCAUUACCCGCCUGUCGACUUCGUUCUCGCCUCUAGACACCCUCAAGGCUCUACAGGCUCAUAGAUGGACCAUAUACGAUGGUCAAUAUCUCAUUCUCAUUGUGCUGGGCAUCUUCUCUCUGUGCAUUAUCGAGUCGCCCGGACCGUUGGCAAAGACGAUCGUUGCACUGGGCUUGAUAAGCUCACUCCUUAUGCCGAUAACUUGCCAAUUCUUUCUUCCUUUCUUGCCGCCAAUCUGCUGGCUGGUCUUCUUCUACGCUUGCCAAUUCAUCCCCAGUGAGUGGCGACCGCCAAUCUGGGUUCGAGUUCUUCCUGCUCUGGAAAACAUCAUCUACGGCGCAAACUUGUCAAAUAUCCUUUCUGCCCACCAGUCUACAGCUCUGGACCUUCUAGCCUGGCUGCCAUACGGCAUCAUGCACUACGGCGCUCCUGUCGUCUGCGCCAUCUUCCUCUUCAUCUUUGGUCCCCCCGGGAUCACUCCAAUCUUCGCUCGCAGCUUCGGAUACAUGAACAUCGCCGGUGUCAUCAUACAGUUCCUCUUCCCUUGCUCUCCGCCGUGGUAUGAAAACCUCUACGGUCUCGCGCCAGCUCACUAUGGCAUGCCAGGCGAUCCCGGCCAUGCAACUUUUGAAGCUCUCUUCAUGAGCCAUGCUUUCCCCAAACUCAAACCAGUCUUCAUCACCUACGUCGUCUGGCUGUGGUGGUCCACCAUGUAUCUCUCCCACCACUAUGCCGUCGACCUUAUCGGUGGCGGCCUCCUCGCUGCUGUGACGUUCUACUACGUCAAAUCUCGCUUCCUUCCACGCAUCCAAGCCGACAAGUUCACGCGCUGGGACUACGACUAUGUUGAAGUGGGAACUGCCGAAAUGACGAUGCCUGGAUCGUAUGGCUAUGAUGUUGCUGAUGGACUGCAGAUGGAUAGCGACGAGUGGACUGUCGGAUCCAGUUCGUCGAUAUCUUCUGGUUCCUUGAGCCCUGUGGACGAGCAAUCUUUGUGGGAUGGGGAUACAGAGGUUGUACCGAAACGUUCCUCAGACCUUGAGACGGGCCUGGGUAUUUCAAGGUGA